This is a messenger RNA of Nymphalis io (European peacock), 2615 nucleotides long. RefSeq names its product intraflagellar transport protein 88 homolog (gene nompB). Gene Ontology annotation, molecular function: kinesin binding. Gene Ontology annotation, biological process: non-motile cilium assembly; intraciliary transport. The transcript has 19 exons. Bases 25 to 2541 code for a protein of 838 amino acids. Gene Ontology annotation, cellular component: ciliary base; ciliary basal body; centriole. Lineage: Eukaryota; Metazoa; Arthropoda; Insecta; Lepidoptera; Nymphalidae. The record is from RefSeq and is a predicted model, not a curated record.
UUCCUUUACUGGGAUCUAUACAUAAUGUUGGGAACAAGAUACAGUGCAUCCAGACAGGGCGUCGACAAGCCGCCGCGUACUGCAGUUGUGAUUGACGACGAAGAUGAAUUGUACACGGGAUUCAACGAUGUAUCUCCAGCUUUGGACACGAGAAGUCUUCGCGAGGACCAAGCUUUUCAACAAACGUUAAGAACUCCUGGAAUCGGCAGGCAGAUGACUAGUCGAAUGGGCACUGGGGUGUUCCGCUUGGGCACGACUCGCGUGCGGGGCGGCUCGCGCGCGGGCACGGCGGCGGCGCGGCCCGUCACCGCCGUGCGCGCCGCCGGGUACACCUCCACGCGGGACGCGCCCGCCAGGGACGAAAAGAAGGAGGACAGUAUCGAAGAUAAAAUAAAGCAUAUGGAAUCUAAAAUAAUGACUUUGGUAGAGGAGUCGUGUGUGCUUAGCGCGCGUCCCAACUCCGAAGAAGAAACUGACACCCAAAGAGAUCAAAAUUUGAGUCAGGCGUUAGCCAAAGCUCAAGAGGCAUCUACACUGGAGAGACAGCUAAUACGAAUGCAGGAACAAGCCAACUUAGGCGAUUCACAUAAUUUGGACUUAACUUUCGCUGUGCUCUGUAAUUUAGCUGACCAAUAUGCUCUGAACGAAAUGUACACUGAAGCUCUCAACACCUACCAACUUCUCACCAGGAAUAAAGUCUUUCCACACGCGAACAGACUUAAGGUAAACAUGGGAAAUAUAUACUUUAAAAUGGGCGAACAUCCGAAAGCACUGAAACUAUACAGAAUGGCCCUCGAUCAAACGCCUACGGCAGAAAAAGAUUUAAGAAUGAAAGUGAUGCACAACAUAGGUUUACUGCUUGUGCGAAUGGGUAAAUUCCGUGAUGCUGUAACGAAUUUUCAACACAUAAUGCACGAACAGGGCGAUUUUCAAACAGGCUUACAUCUCGUAUUAUGCUCGGUAGCAUUGGAUGACGCUGAAGGCGGCAAGGCGGCGUUUCAUGCAAUGCUCGAUGUAGAGCCACCCACCUAUCACCACGAUAUUGCUAUAGACGAUGAAAACGACGCGUACGAGUGCGUGGUCCGCGACGUGGUGCGCGGCGACCGCCUGUCGCGCUGGUCGCGAGCGGCCGCCGCGCACGCCGAGCGCUGCCUGGCGCUGGCCGCCGCCGCGCUCAUGCGCCCGCUCGCACGCACGCACCGCGACGACGACGCUGGAAGCUCCUCAUGGUGCGUGGAAGCUUUACGCGGCUAUUCUGGCGGAGGUGCCGGUUCUCGCUUAGAACUAGGCAGCGCCUUAGCGGCACUGAGGAGCGCCGCCGGAGCCACAGGAAGUAGCGGCUCCGGUUCGACGGGUGCCUUGGCGGCCGGAACGCGCGCAUUGCAACGGUUGAAAGCUGUAGCUCGUGCACAUCCCAACGACCGAGUUCUACGCGCCGAAGCCAACACCGAUGCGGCAUUCGUAGCAUAUGCGAUCGGCAAGUUUUCCGAGGCGCAAGCGCUAAGUGAGGCGGCGUCCCGUGACGACCCGUACAGCUGCGCCGCUCGCGUGUGCAGCGCGCUGUCGGAGCUGGCGGCGGCCCGCCUCGCCUCGCCCGCCUCGCCCGCCGCGCCCGCCGCGCCCGCCGCUAUGAGCGCCUCGAGCGCCGCGCGAGCCGCUGCCACCCGCCUCGUCGCGGCCACGCAUCUUGAUCCCACUGACUUGAUAGCUAUGCACGAUUCGGCUCUCGCGCUCGAGCUGUCGGGCGAGGUGGAGGGCGCGCAGGCGCGCUGGCAGCGCGUGCGCAACUCCCCGGACGCGGGCGCCACGCUGCGCGCGCUGGCCGCCGCCGGCCUGGCGCGCACCGCCGGGCCCGGCGAGCGCGGCGACCUGGCCGCCGAGCACUGGUACAGCAUAAUAGGUAACUGGGACGUAGGCGUGUCUUGUGCGUUGGCCGAGCUGCACAGCGAGAUGGGGGACACACAAACUGCCAAACAUCAUUACCAGGAUGUGGAGGCGGCGUGGGCGAGCGCGGCGGCGCUGCGCUGGCUGGCGGCGCACGCGGCGCCCGCGGCCGCGCUGCGCCUGGCGCGCCGCGCCGCCCGCCUGCAGCCCGCCAACCCGGAAUGGGGUCUUCUGAUAGGCAGCUCUCUACGAGCCAGUGGUCGUUACCAGGAGGCUCUCGCGGUGUAUAAGAAACUCAACGCGAAGUUUCCGGAUAACAUUCAGUGUUUGAAGUUAAUUGUUAAACUGUGCGGAGACCAGGGUUUGGCUGAGACUAGCGCUUGGAGCCGGGAGCUGCAGCGACGCAAACAGCAAGAGAGAGUGCACUUGGCGUCGGCGGACAGCGCCUCGUCGCGAACGAGCCAGUCGCCCGGUCUGCAGACACAGCUUCAAGGCGCGGCGCGGGCGGAGGGCGGCGCCGCUCGUCGCGCGCGCACUAAUGUAAACGAAUCGUUCAGCGAAGACAGCAUGCAGCCGCUGACGCGGUCCAUCGCCCGUGCCGAUAGCAAGAAGAAAACUCUAGAUUUUGACGAUGACCUUCCUCUACCGCCCGAGUGAGCACGCCUUCAUAUUACACAAGUUUUAUAACUUUGCUACAUAUGUAUGAAUAAAACAUUAUUAUUUACAUUGAA